Hyaena hyaena (striped hyena) is the source of this 1110-nucleotide messenger RNA. RefSeq names its product solute carrier family 30 member 8 (gene SLC30A8). Lineage: Eukaryota; Metazoa; Chordata; Mammalia; Carnivora; Hyaenidae. Gene Ontology annotation, cellular component: plasma membrane. The coding region runs from base 1 to 1110 and encodes 369 amino acids. Gene Ontology annotation, biological process: zinc ion transmembrane transport; insulin secretion; response to glucose. Gene Ontology annotation, molecular function: zinc ion transmembrane transporter activity. The transcript is spliced from 8 exons. The record is from RefSeq and is a predicted model, not a curated record.
AUGGAGUUUCUUGAAAGAACUUAUCUUGUGAAUGACAAAGCCACUAAGAUGUAUGCCUUCGCCCUAGACAGUGUGGAACUCCAGCAGAAAACCUUGAAUAAAAAUCAAUGUCCUGGAGAGAAGCCAGAGGAGCUGGAUUCGGGAGCCAUCUAUCACUGCCACGGCAGCUCCAAGGCCACAGAGAACAGAGCAAAUGAGCAAGUCUACGCCAAGUGGAAACUCUGUGCUGCUUCGGGAAUAUGCUUCGUCUUCAUGAUUGCAGAGGCUGUGGGAGGGCACAUUGCUGGGAGUCUUGCUGUCGUCACAGAUGCUGCCCACCUCUUAAUUGACCUGACAAGUUUCCUGCUCAGUCUCUUCUCCUUGUGGUUGUCAUCAAAGCCCCCCUCAAAGCAGCUGACAUUUGGAUGGCACCGGGCAGAGAUCCUCGGUGCCCUGCUGUCCAUCCUGUGCGUCUGGGUGGUGACUGGUGUGCUCGUGUAUCUGGCAUGUGAGCGCCUGCUCUACCCUGAUUACCAGAUCCAUGCGACUGUGAUGAUCAUCGUUUCAGGCUGUGCAGUGGCAGCCAACAUUCUACUAAGUGUGAUUCUGCACCAGAGACAUGCUGGACACAAUCACAAGGAACUGCAAGCCAAUGCCAGUGUCAGAGCAGCUUUUGUACAUGCCCUGGGAGAUCUAUUUCAGAGCAUCAGUGUAUUAACCAGUGCACUUAUUAUCUACUUUAAGCCAGACUAUAAAAUGGCUGACCCAAUCUGCACAUUUGUCUUUUCCAUCCUGGUUUUGGCCAGCACCAUCAGUGUCUUAAAGGACUUCUUCACCUUACUCAUGGAAGGUGUGCCAAAGAACAUGAAUUACAACGAUGUGAAAGAGCUCAUCUUAGCAGUGGAUGGAGUGGUGUCUGUGCACAGCUUGCACAUCUGGUCUCUAGCAAUGAACCAAGUGAUUCUCUCGGCUCAUGUUGCUGCAGCAGCCAGCCGGGACGGCCAGGUUGUUCGAAGAGAGAUUGUUAAAGUCCUCAACAAUAGCUUUACUGUGCAUUCACUCACCAUUCAGAUGGAAUCUCCAGCUGACCAGGAUCCUGGCUGCUUUUUCUGUGAAGACCCCCGGGACUAG